This is a messenger RNA of Coccomyxa subellipsoidea C-169, 1916 nucleotides long. Its product is annotated as transporter like protein. Bases 1 to 1500 code for a protein of 499 amino acids. Gene Ontology annotation, biological process: transmembrane transport. The record is from RefSeq and is a predicted model, not a curated record. NCBI's taxonomy places the organism in Eukaryota, Viridiplantae, Chlorophyta, Trebouxiophyceae, Coccomyxaceae. The transcript has 9 exons. Gene Ontology annotation, cellular component: membrane. Gene Ontology annotation, molecular function: transmembrane transporter activity.
AUGGAGCAAAGAAAGCGAGCCCGGCGGGCAACCAGCAUAUGCCUGAAUUUUGCAAUGGUCUUCGAGCGAGCAGACGAAGUCAUCCUACCAGCAAUGUACAAUUUUGUGGCCCAGUCGUUUCAGGCCACCCCGACUCAGCUUGCGACAAUCACCCUCAGCAGAGCGCUCGUGCAAGCUCUUGCCUCCCCUCUUGGUGGUCUGUUGGGGCACUGGUACAACAGGGUGUGGGUGAUCACUGUUGGAUGCAUGAUAUGGGGCUUGAUGACCCUCGGCUUCAGCCUGUCAUCCAAUCUGAUCACGGCCAUCUGCUUCUGGGCAGUCAAUGGGCUUGGUCUGGCCUUGGUUAUCCCAAAUGUUCAGAGUGUGACAGCUGAUUUCUACGAGGAGGAGCACAGGGGCAGAGCAUUUGGGACUCUGCAUUUGACCUCAGCAGCAGGCGCAGCCCUGGGUGGGCUGUAUGCUACAAACAUGGGGGCGACCCACCUCAGUCAAUUUGAGGGUUGGCGGCUGGCAUUCUCAAUACUGGGCUUCAUAAGCCUGGCGAUUGGGCUUGCAAACUUUGCAUUCUCCAAGGAUCCGCGAGUCUUCGAUGGUCAUCCGCCCUCUGCCACGCAGCCUGGAAGGCAAAGCGGCCCGAAAAUGUUAAUGGCAGCUCUGAAAGACAUCAAGUCUGUCAUCACAGUUCCCACCUUUGCGAUCAUCAUUACACAGGGAAUCAUCGGAAAUGUGCCUGGCAUGUCGCUUGCCUUUCUCACGCUGUACCUUCAGCUGCUGGAGGUUUCAAAUUUCAAGGCCAGCCUGCUGGUGUCGCUGAUGAUGCUGGCACAUGCUGGAGGAGGGCAGUUUGGAGGCUGGCUAGGCGAUGUGGCUUCUCGGUGGCUGCCAAAUGCUGGUCGCAUCAUCGUUUGCCAAGUCAGCGUAGUAGCAGGUGCUAUCAUGACGGCCACCAUAUUGAAAGGUCUCCCACACGAGAAUGCUUCUGCGUUCUUUGCCGCCUAUGUUGCAGUGUUCAUGGCAAACGGCGCGCUGAAUGCUUGGCCAGCUCCGGCCUGCAACAACCCCAUUUUUGCAGAGAUUGUGCCAGCACGGCUGCGGACCUUCAUCUAUGCAUUUGACCGCUCUUUCGAGAUGGCUGUUGCGGCCUGUGCAGCCCCAGUCGUCGGAAAGCUGGCCGAGUCAGUGUUUGGGUUUGAGGGAACGGCGGCCAGCACAGGGGACGUUGCACAUGACCUGCGCAAGGCGGAGUCUCUGAGCAAUGCUAUGCUGGUCAUGACUACUGUGCCAUGGGCGCUCUGCUGCGUCGCCUACUCUGGGCUGUACUGGACCUACCCCAGGGACAAGGGGAAGGUCAUUAUUUCUGAGGGCCUACCAGAUACGCGGAGAGGCCGUCUUGUGGAGAGGAAUGGAUUCCUGAGAUUUGAGGAGAGUGGAGAGGGCCCGUCAAAUGAGGGCUAUGACAGCAAGUGGCAGCUGCUGCGCACCAGACCAUCAGGAAGAUGAAGUAUGUUUUCGUCUGUAGUCUUCAGCAGUCGUUCUUCUCAGUUGCACUUGCUUGUAAACUUCUCUGAAGCAUGGGCAUGAGCAUUGUGGGAACAGUCCUAGGAACCCCAAAAUGAAGACUAGCCCCCCGGCUUGUCUCACAGAAGUAUUCAAGGUGUACAUUUCUACAUGAUUGCUGUACAUUUCUACAGAAUGACAGCGUGCUUACUUGGGUGUCCUUCAAGGAAGAAUAAGCUCAAUGACAGAGUGCUGGUCGCCAGGUUGCUGGCUGACGGGGAAAUGGCGUUGGCAUGCAUGCAGUGUUGUGAUUGCUAAUCAGGUUAGGCUGAGCUUGCCCUUGAAGGUAUUCAAAGAUUUCAUUCAGGCUUGUUGAGGGCACUCGGUGUAGCUGAAGUCAGAAAAAGUACCAUGUGAGU